UAGUUUUUGCAGUGGGCUGGCUCAUUCCGGCAGGUGAAUGUUGUGCUACUCUUCAGCUCCUUGGAGAGCCUUUGAGCCUAGGUGCAGACUUUCCUGCAGCAGCUUCAGCAUUUACUUUUUACAAAAAGACUCUGGAAGAUGCAUAAACAGUAUAAAUCAGUGAGCCCCACCGAUGACGUCAGUGUGAAGACUGAAAAUGGACCUCAACCUAAGAAAUAUCGUUACGUACGUAAAGAAGGCAGCUGUAACGUCGUGUUCCGCCAUGUUCCCGAGGAGUGGCUGCUGUUUGUGACUGACAUCUUCACCACCUUGGUUGAGAUCAGAUGGAGGGUGAUGUUCCUGAUCUUCGCCCUCUCUUACAUCCUGUCCUGGCUCUUCUUUGGCAUCCUCUUCUGGGUCAUCGCUCUCGCUCACGGUGACAUCAAAGACGACACAAAUGACCCGUGUGUGUAUGAGGUGCGCAGCUUCACAGCUGCUUUCCUCUUCUCACUCGAAACUCAAACCACCAUUGGCUACGGCUUCAGAGGAAUGUCCGAGAACUGCAUGAUUGCCAUCAUCGUCGUCACUAUACAAGACGUCAUCAGCUGCUUCAUCGACACCUUUGUCAUUGGAAUCGUUGUCGCCAAAAUGGCCUCAGCCAGAAAGAGAGCACAGACGGUGGGCUUCAGCAACUGCGCUGUCAUCAACCUUCGUGAUGGUCACCUGUGUCUUUCCUGGAGAGUCGGGGACUUCCGCAGACACCACCUGGUGGAGGGGACGGCUUGCGCUCAGAUAGUCCGCUCCACGGUGCAUGCUACAGGGAGGGUGGACGUGACCUACGAAGACCUGGUCAUCCAACAAAGGGACAUUGUCCUGGUCACGCCCACCACCAUCUUCCACAGGAUCGUACCCAGCAGCCCGCUGUACAAGAUGAGUUUGGCAGAUCUGCGUAAAGCAGACUUUGAGCUGGUGGUUUCGUUUACUUACACAGACGACUCCACAGGUAUGCUGCACCAGACCCGCACCUCGUACACUCCAGCCGAAAUCCUCUGGGGUCAGCUCUUCCAGGAGAUGAUCAGGGUGGGCAGGAGGCACUACAGGGUGGAUUACACCUUGUUCAAUCACACUGCUAAGGUGCUGGUGCCUGAGGUCAGCGCUGAGGAGUACGAACAUAAGAAGCAGCUGCGACCCUCUCCUCGACAUUCACCACGACAUUCACCCAGAUCUUCCCCAAGGCCCUCUCCAAGGUCACAACGGCAAAAUCAUCAAGAAACACUUCUGAAACCUCCAACAGUAACAGUAGAACUUGUGAGCGACAGCCACCAUGAACCAACUGUUUCAACAUCUCAAGCAGAGAGUCAACAUCAAGACUCUCUGACUCUGCCAAACGACCUCUCAAGUACAGAAGUAUAAAACAGUCGCAAUGUUCACAGCGGUCAUUCCCAAACACGUUGUUCAUUUUCCAUUUUUAUAUAUAUAUGAGGAAGCCACUGAUUCUUACAUCCUGUAAGAUUGCUUAAGAUACACUCCUCCACCAGGUAGUUUGUUUGGUGGGAAUUAUGUGGGAUUUAUGUAGUGUUUCAGUUUCACUCAGUAUCACAUCACAGCCACUGAGUUUCCAUCGCUGUGUGCUGAGGGAGAAGAAGUGGAUUGUGCUGCAAGAAUGGUUUGAGAUAUUUUUGACGACAUACGUUUCUCCAUCUUUAAAACUGGUCACUAUUGGAAUCCUGGUACUCGUAUGAAUAAAAGCUGAAACUCUAACUUUAUACAGCAACCAUUCAAGCCAAUAGAUGAAUAUAAGAUACACAUAAUAUAGAUAUUAUGUGAGUGUUAAGUUAUUGAGGACUCGGGCGAAAAAACAACAAAUGUUGUGAUGCAUAUUUAAAUGGGUAAACAUUUUUGUUUUUAUACUUUAUAUGGAGCUUGUGGCGAGACUGUUCUGUCAACAGCUGUUUGUCAAGGUCAAGAAUGAACUUUCGAUCUCAACAUUUACGACACACGGAUGAAAUGUUCUCAAAAUCCUCUGAAAAAUGGAAAUUUGUACAUCUGCAAUUCCAAAUGGGUAAUCUGCUGAAGAUCAUGUGAUACACUAAAAAGCUCCAGAACAGUUAGUGAGUGGACAUAGUGUUAAGAUUGUUAUGUCAACUGUUUUUAUAGUUCGUAUGAAAAUAAAUUCUAUGACAAGAAAAUACAAAUAGACCAAAACUUUAGAGUAUGUUAGUUAAUGUUGGUAAAUUGGUCUGUGUUUUAUAUUUCAUCCUUCAUGUCCUCCACGAGUUCGAGUCACUGUCAGGUCAAAUGUUUUAAUGUAAAGUUUAAAGUUAAGUCUCUGCUGGUAGUAAAUAACCAGACAGUAAUGCCUGAUAAUAAUGAGUAAAGUCAUCAAAGUUUGUGUGAAACACAUGGAAAAUGGAAAGUUUCCUUUAUAUUUGUGGUUGUGAAAUUACAUUUAUUUAGUAAGUAAGAGAAGCUACACAAAUGUGAUGUGACUGUUUGUCUCAGACUUUUGUGAAGGACAAAUAAUAUUUUAUAUCCUUAAAUAUUUUCUGAAAACAAGAAUGGGAGGAUCUGUUGCAACAGACUGACCAGAUGUGUUUCUAAUUUUGUUGUUCUAGUAUCAUUAAGCAGAUUUGAUAAAAUAUUAAAACAAUAUUGCUUAUAACACAAUACCAGGGUCAAAAAUUUCAUUAAAGUGAUGU
Molecule: messenger RNA, 2678 nt
Organism: Toxotes jaculatrix (banded archerfish)
Lineage: Eukaryota; Metazoa; Chordata; Actinopteri; Toxotidae
Gene: kcnj16a
Product: potassium inwardly rectifying channel subfamily J member 16
Exons: 2
Coding region: 139-1392 (417 amino acids)
Biological process (GO): regulation of monoatomic ion transmembrane transport; potassium ion import across plasma membrane
Cellular component (GO): plasma membrane
Molecular function (GO): inward rectifier potassium channel activity
Source: RefSeq, a predicted model, not a curated record